Messenger RNA from Aspergillus clavatus NRRL 1, 999 nucleotides. RefSeq names its product PGAP3/PER1 family protein. Gene Ontology annotation, biological process: GPI anchor biosynthetic process. NCBI's taxonomy places the organism in Eukaryota, Fungi, Ascomycota, Eurotiomycetes, Eurotiales, Aspergillaceae. The record is from RefSeq and is a predicted model, not a curated record. The transcript is spliced from 4 exons. Gene Ontology annotation, cellular component: endoplasmic reticulum membrane. The coding region runs from base 1 to 999 and encodes 332 amino acids. Gene Ontology annotation, molecular function: hydrolase activity, acting on ester bonds.
AUGGUUCUGGGUCCGGCUAAGAGGAAGCUUUGCUUCUACUUUCUUGUGGUUCUUCUUGCCUCUCUCAUCGGGCAGUCAAGAGCUUCCUUGGGUGACCAUCUGCCAGACUUCAAGGAAUGUGUAAAGAUCUGCAAGGCGGAAAACUGCCAGAAUGGCAAUUCUGUCAUUCCACUCCACCUACGCCUCUUGCUAUGGACAUGUCCAGCGGAAUGCGAUUAUACCUGUCAACAUGUUGUGACGGACCGCCGAGUCGCCCGUGAUCCUCCGAUGCUGACUCCCGUGGUUCAAUUUCAUGGAAAGUGGCCUUUUCACAGAAUCCUCGGGAUGCAGGAACCGUUCUCCGUCUUUUUCUCCUUGCUCAAUCUCCUCGCUCAUUGGCAUGGCAUCUCUCGGAUAAAAGAGACAGUGCCAUCUUGGCACUCUCUGCGGCCCUACUAUCUCAUAUUCGGAUACUGCGGUUUGGCAUGCUGGACGUUCAGCGCAUUGUUCCACACACGAGAUUUCCCCUUGACGGAGAAACUGGACUACUUCGGCGCGGGUGCAAAUGUGAUGUACGGGUUCUAUCUGGCUACCAUCAGGAUCUUGCGUCUUGAUCAAGCGAAACCCCAGCACAAGCCGACCUUGCGCCGUUUGACAACGACCGUCUGUGUCCUGCUGUAUACCAUGCACGUGUGCUAUCUCAGUUUCUGGUCGUGGGACUAUACGUACAACAUGAUUGCCAACAUCGUGGUUGGCUUGACGCAAAACCUGCUGUGGACAUUAUUCAGCCUUGUUCGGUAUCGGGAACAUGGCAAGCUCUGGAUGGCUUGGCCCGCAAUGAUCGUCGUUUGGAUCAUGUUAGCCAUGAGUCUUGAGCUCCUGGACUUCCCACCCUGGCGUGGACUUAUUGAUGCUCAUAGUCUGUGGCAUUUGGGGACGGUCAUCCCGGCCGCAUGGUGGUACAGGUACUUAAUCAAAGAUAUCCAGAAUGACAUUGCCAGCCACCGCUUGAAAGCAUGA